AUGGCUUCGAAUUCUCGCUGUUGCAUAGACUUGUUGCUGUCUGCCAAUCGUGAUGGCGCACCUCGCGAUUUCUGGGUCGAGACCGAUUCUCUAGCCAACCUAGCCCUCCUGGCAACUCUGCGGCUCCGUGGGCCUGGGCUGAGAAUGGCUGACCGACGAGUCGUGGUUGUGAAGGAUCAUCAUGCAAUGCUGCAUGCCAGUCUGCGGCAGGGUACUUUGUUGACCGUGAUUGGCGAGGUUGGUGAAUCCUUGCACGUGGCGCUUCCAGAGUCGCAUCUUACUGGGUGGAUCAGUUCCGGCUGCUGUCAGGAUCUACCUCCGCCUGGCAGCAGCGCUGGCUGGCAGGCGCCUCCGCAGCUGCUGCGAGCCAAUCUUUUAGAGGCGAAGAUGGCCGGGUGCUCUCAUGCUUUGUUGCGAUCAAUCGUUGACGCAUCUUAUGCAGAGGAUCAAGGAGCAUCGUCCAGUCUCAUCAUGAGCGAACUUCUUCUAGGACUCCAGGUGCGGGAUCCUGUGCAGAUGGAGAACGCGCUGGCGCUGUGGUUGGAGCUGCUAAGCAGCGGCUCGGAAUGGCUCAUUCACGAGUUGCGCAUGGCCAAGCACAAGGUGCAGGCGGUCUUCGGUAGCAACUUCUACGAUGAAAGAGGUGCGGAAGUGGGACACGAAGUUCGCGUCAAGGCUUUCCGGGUCUUGCAAGCGAUCGAAUCAUAUGGGUGUCGUCCAGCUCCGGUUGCAGCGUGCUUGCCGACAGGCAGGCUGGAGCCAUCAGUGGAAAGGGCCGACGACGAGGAUAGCUGGUGCCAGUUCAUGUGA
Molecule: messenger RNA, 810 nt
Organism: Symbiodinium sp. CCMP2592
Lineage: Eukaryota; Dinophyceae; Suessiales; Symbiodiniaceae
Source: the annotation of a GenBank genome assembly